Cajanus cajan (pigeon pea) is the source of this 3466-nucleotide messenger RNA. RefSeq names its product Pentatricopeptide repeat (PPR) superfamily protein. The record is from RefSeq and is a predicted model, not a curated record. Gene Ontology annotation, molecular function: protein binding. NCBI's taxonomy places the organism in Eukaryota, Viridiplantae, Streptophyta, Magnoliopsida, Fabales, Fabaceae.
UGUAGUGAUGACAAUGACGACGGGCACGGCAAUGAAUUGAAGGAGAGUAAGCAACUAGAUCGGUAACAGAGCAGGCCGCGGCUGAAGAUGAACCACGAUACCAAAACCUACGUGGGCCAAAUUCAUUGGGGCCAACCCACUGCAUUGCAUCUGCAUCCCUCUCAUCGUCUUCUUCUUCUUCUGCAACACUUCACAUAACAACCACACACAGUGGUCUGUAUCUGGCUUUUAAAUGACAAAAUCCGAACUCAUUUCCCCACUUCUCCGUCUCAAACCCUCCCCUUCCAUCGCCCCUUCUAUCCCAUCGCAGAUCCUCACCAUCCUCUCUCAACCCGAAUGGCGCAAAAGCCCUUCCCUUAAAACCCUAAUCCCCUCGCUAAACCCUUCCCUUCUCUCCUCCCUCUUCGACCUCAACCCCCACCCUCUCACCGCCCUUAACUUCUUCCGAUGGAUCCACCGCAAACACUCCUUCGCCCACACCGUGCGCACGUACGAGCCUCUCCUCCUCCUCCUCGUCCGCACCGGAACCCUACGCGCCGCCGAGAAUGUCCGAAACUCCAUGAUCAAGUGCUGCGCCUCCCCGCACGACGCCGUUUUUGUGCUCGACCUCCUGCGCCGAAUGAACGACGCCGCCGAGGCUCACCACUUUAAGCUCUCCCUCACUUCCUAUAACAGACUCUUCAUGUGCCUGUCUCGCUUUUCGAUGCUUCGCGAAAUGACGAGCUUGUAUAAGGAGAUGCUGGAUGGUAAUGUUUGCCCUAAUUUGAUAACGUUGAAUACGAUGAUGAAUACUUAUUGCAAGUUGGGGGACAUGGUUGUGGCGAGGGUUUUUCUCACUAGGUUACUGAGAUUGGGGUUUUGUCCUGAUUCCUUUACAUACGCUUCGUUGAUAUCGGGUUAUUGCAGAAACAAUGCUGUGGAUAGAGCUUAUAGGGUGUUUAGGUUUAUGCCGCUGCGGAAUGCGGCUUCCUAUACUAAUCUUAUGCAUGGGCUUUGUGAAGCUGGGCAGCUUGAUGAGGCUCUUGAGUUGUGGUCACAAAUGAGGGAGGAUGGUUGUUUUCCGGCGGUUCAGACAUAUACCGUAGUCAUUGGUGCGUUGUGCAAAUCGGGUAGGGAGGCGGAAGCUUUGAGUCUUCUUGGGGAGAUGGUGGAAAGAGGUUGUCAGCCUAAUGUUUAUACUUACACUGUGUUGAUUGAUUACUUCUGCAAGGAGAGCAGGAUGGAGGAGGCGAUGAAGAUGUUGAAUGAAAUGCUGGAGAAAGGCGUGGCUCCUAGUGUUGUCCCUUAUAAUGCCUUGGUUGCUGGUUAUUGUAAACGGGGGAUGAUGGAGGAUGCCAUGGGUGUUUUGGGUCUGAUGGAGAGCAAGGGAGUUUGUCCAAAUGCCCGCACGUAUAAUGAGUUGAUUUGUGGGUUUUGUGGGGGGAGAAGUAUGGACAGGGCAAUGGCACUGCUUAAUAAAAUGGUUGAAAGUAAACUGUCGCCCAAUGUGGUUACAUAUAAUACGUUAAUCCAUGGGUUGUGUGAGGCAGGCAUUGAAGAUAGUGCUUCUCGCUUGUUUCAUUUGAUGGUUAAAGACGGUUUCAGUCCGGAUCAGUGGACUUUUAGAGCUCUUAUGGGCUGCCUCUGUAGAAUGGGCAAAGUUGUAGAAGCUCAUCAGAUCUUGGAGUCCCUCAAGGAAAAACAUGUUAAAGCAAAUGAACAUAUAUAUACAGUCUUGAUUGAUGGAUACUGCAAAGCUGGGAAAAUUGAAGAUGCACUUUUGUUGUUCAAAAGGAUGCUUGCUGAGGAAUGUUUGCCGAACUCAAUCACAUUCAAUGUAUUGAUAGAUGGCUUACGCAAAGAGGGUAAAAUGCAAGAUGCAAUGUUGUUGUUGGAAUACAUGAUGAAGUUUGAUGUGAAGCCCACUCUUCAUACUUAUACUAUUCUCAUCGAGGAAGUAUUGAAGGAAUGCAACUUUGACCGAGCUAAUGAGUUUCUCAACCAAAUGAUUUCAUCUGGAUAUCAGCCCAAUGUGGUCACAUACACUGCAUUUAUCAAGGCAUAUUGCAGCCAAGGAAGAUUAGAGGAGGCUGAGGGGAUGGUGGUCAAGAUUAAAAAUGAAGGCAUAUUGCUUGACUCCUUUAUCUAUAAUGUAUUAAUUAAUGCAUAUGGAUGUAUGGGACUACUUGAUGGUGCAUUUGGUGUUCUUAAGCGCAUGUUUAGUACUGGUUGUGAGCCUUCUUAUCAUACAUACUCCAUCAUAAUGAAGCAUUUAAUAAUUGAAGAAUAUAAGAAGGAAGGCAGCAUUCCUAUGGAACUUGAUUUAAGUUUAACAGAUAACUCUGAUGAUAAUGCAGCUAUAUGGAAUAUAAUUGAUUUUGAAAUGACAACCGUGCUCUUUGAGAAAAUGGUGGAAUGUGGCUGUGUGCCUAAUGUAAACACUUACAGCAAGCUUAUUAAAGGACUUUGCAAAGCAAGUUGCAUGGAUGUAGCAUUCAGUUUGUACCAUCAUAUGAGGGAAAGUGGAAUAUCUCCCUCUGAAAGUAUUCAUAAUUAUCUUUUAAGUAGUUGUUGCAAGUUGGGAAUGCUUGGGGAAGCAGUGAAAUUGUUAGAUUCUAUGAUGGAGUGUGGUCAUUUAGCGCAUCUAAAAUCCUAUAAGCUUCUUAUUUGUAGGCUGUUUGAACAAAUGAAAAAUGAGAAGGCUGAAGCAGUUUUUGGUACUUUACUAAGUUGUGGGUAUAAUUAUAAUGAAGUGGCUUGGAAAAUUCUAAUUGACGGCUUAGCUAAGAGGGGAUAUGUUGAUCAAUGCUCUAAAUUGCUGAAUCUCAUGGAGAAGAAUGGUUGUCAUUUACAUUCUGAGACACACUCCAUGUUAAUGCAGGAGCUGAAUAGAGUUUGACAAAAUGAUUGUUUAUUUUUCUCUGGAAUGGAUCUAUUGGCGGAAAGGGGCUUCCCAUUGAUAUUCUUUUUGGACUUUGAAUAAGAUUGUACAAAUGGAAACCACACAGAUUGUGCAAGUGAGUUGCAAACAGAUUUAUUCUUCAAAUGCUUAACACUUCACGGCCACAGCCAAUGGUAAUUGUGACAACCACACAGGUUGAGAGAAAACAGCAGAAUCUUGAGAGGCAAGUUGCUUACGUUGCAUUCCUAUAUUCAUAUCACCUAAUGCCUCUAUACAGAUGUAAUUUAGUUUUACAGUUUAUCUGACAUCUAGGUGCAUUACUUAUGUGUUGAUAACUUCAUUCGUGUUAUCCUUCAUGGCUUCAUGCUACUUUACUAGAAUCAACUUAUGCUUUUUAAAUAUCUAAUAAAUAUAAAAUUGUUUCUAUUGUUAGUGCUGAUAAAUACGUGUUAGUGGCAAUCCAGGGUAUUGAUCAUUUUUGGAAAUGAAUGCGGAAAUUUUUGUCAUUAAACUUGACCAUACAAUUAAUGAUGCGCAAGCAUUUUGUUUUUUCUUCUGAGAUGAAUUUGUUGCUAGUUUUUUUUU